Lates calcarifer (barramundi perch) is the source of this 800-nucleotide messenger RNA. Its product is annotated as ribonucleoside-diphosphate reductase subunit M2-like. Gene Ontology annotation, molecular function: ribonucleoside-diphosphate reductase activity, thioredoxin disulfide as acceptor. Gene Ontology annotation, biological process: deoxyribonucleotide biosynthetic process. Gene Ontology annotation, cellular component: cytosol. The record is from RefSeq and is a predicted model, not a curated record. NCBI's taxonomy places the organism in Eukaryota, Metazoa, Chordata, Actinopteri, Centropomidae.
AUGAAGAAGAGCAGCAGCGGUGAGGAAGAGGAGCCUCUGCUGCAGGACAACCCUCGUCGCUUUGUCAUCUUCCCCAUCUUCCCCAUCCAGUACCACGACAUCUGGCAGAUGUACAAGAAAACCGAGGCCUCGUUCUGGACCGCAGAGGAGGUGGACCUGUCGAAGGACCUGCAGCACUGGGAGUCUCUGAAGGACGAGGAGAGGUACUUCAUCUCUCACAUGUUGGUGUUCUUCACCGCCAGCGACAGCAUCAUCAACGAGAACCUGGUGGAGCGCUUCACCCAGGAAGUGCAGGUGACUGAGGCCAGGUGUUUCUAUGGCUUCCAGAUCACCAUGGAGAACAUCCACUCGGAGAUGUACAGCCUCCUCAUCGACACCUACAUAAAGGAGCCCAAAGAGAGAGAAUACCUGUUCAAUUCCGUAUCUGUUAUUGAUCUUCCUCCAGGAGAGCAUGUGGUGGCCUUUGCUGCCGUGGAGGGAAUCAUCUUCUCUGGUUCGUUCGCUGCGAUCUUCUGGCUAAAGAAGCGAGGCCUGAUGCCCGGCCUGAUGCCUGGCUUGAUGCCCAGCCUGACCUUCUCCAAUGAACUCAUCAGCAGAGACGAGCGUCUGCACUGUGACUUCGCCUGUCUGAUGUUCAAACAUCUGGUGAACAAGCCGUCGACAACCAUCACCAAGAUCAUCAAGAACGCCGUCGUCAUUGAACAUCUUAAGUUUGAGAGUAAUUUACACUAUUCAAUAGAAUUUGCAGUGAUUUUUUAAAGUUAUUUUUAAAUUUAUAAGUAAUAUGUAAUGUUACAGUA